This is a messenger RNA of Myotis lucifugus (little brown bat), 3640 nucleotides long. It is a transcript of the gene HLTF, whose product is annotated as helicase like transcription factor. The transcript has 25 exons. The record is from RefSeq and is a predicted model, not a curated record. Bases 216 to 3251 code for a protein of 1011 amino acids. Lineage: Eukaryota; Metazoa; Chordata; Mammalia; Chiroptera; Vespertilionidae. Gene Ontology annotation, molecular function: zinc ion binding; ATP-dependent chromatin remodeler activity; hydrolase activity, acting on acid anhydrides, in phosphorus-containing anhydrides.
ACAAAGCCUCGGCGGUUUCCCAGGUUGUUGUUGGGAGGAGACGGCUCGACGUCUGAGCAGACUCGCGGCAACUUAGCUCUCCGCAGAGCGCCCUUCCUCGGGCGCUCGGGAAGUGUGGGCGGCUUCUGGCUGCAGGCCCCGCAAAGAGGUGUAUCCAGGCGGCUCGAGAACGACCGCGGGCGCCCAAGCGUCACCUUCGUCACCUACCCUGCGCCAUGUCCUGGAUGUUCAAGAGAGAUCCUGUUUGGAAGUACUUGCAGACUGUCCAAUAUGGCGGAGUCCAUGGAAAUUUUUCACGCCUCUCAUAUCCAACUUUCUUUCCCCGUUUUGAAUUCCAAGAUAUUAUCCCUCCAGACGACUUCCUAACUAGUGAUGAAGAGUUAGAUUCAGUUUUAUUUGGAACUUUGAGAGGCCAUGUUGUUGGACUACGCUAUUACACCGGAGUAGUUAAUAAUAAUGAAAUGGUUGCAUUACAACGAGACCCCAAUAACCCCUAUGAUAAGAAUGCAAUUAAAGUAAACAAUGUGAAUGGAAAUCAAGUUGGCCAUUUAAAGAAAGAGCUUGCAGCUGCUUUGGCCUAUAUUAUGGACAACAAAUUGGCACAAGUUGAAGGGGUAGUCCCUUUUGGUGCAAACAACGCUUUUACCAUGCCUCUGCAUAUGACUCUUUGGGGAAAAGAAGAAAAUAGAAAAGCGGUUUUAGAUCAGUUGAAAAAACAUGGAUUUAAAUUGGGUCCUGCACCAAAAACUUUUGGAUUCAGUUUGGAAAGUGGUUGGGGCUCUGGAAAAGCUGGGCCAAGCUAUAGUAUGCCAGUUCAUGCUGCAGUACAGCUGACAACUGAACAGCUUAAAACAGAAUUUGACAAAUUGUUUGAAGAUCUAAAAGAAGAUGAUAAAACUCAUGAAAUGGAACCAGCUGAGGCUAUUGAAACAUCAUUGCUCCCACAUCAAAAACAAGCUCUAGCUUGGAUGAUUUCCCGGGAAAACAGUAAAGAACUUCCACCAUUCUGGGAACAGCGAAGUGACUUAUACUAUAACACAAUAACAAAUUUUUCUGAGAAGGAUCGACCAGAAAAUGUCCAUGGAGGAAUUUUAGCUGAUGAUAUGGGUUUGGGCAAAACUCUUACAGCCAUUGCAGUAAUUCUUACCAACUUCCAUGAUGGUAAACCUCUUCCUGUUGAAAGAAUUAAAAAAAAUCAACUGAAGAAGGAAUGUAAUAUUAACAAUGGAUCUAUGAAAUUUGGAAGAAACAAUACCAGUGAAAAGACAGAUGAACUAACCAAAGGCUCUAGGUGUAGCGGAGAACCCAGUAUUUCAGAUGUCAAGGGAAAGAGUAAAUAUACCAAGUCAGAAUUGUCUAGUUCCCGCUCCAAAAGAAGAAAAACUGCUGUCCAGUAUACUGAAAGCAGCGAUUCAGAGGAAAUUGCAACUAGUGAAUUGCCACAGAAAGUGAAAGGCAAACUGAGAACUGCACAAUCAGAAAGUAAAAGCAGAAUUAAAGAAUUUUCUAAGGUUAAAGAAGAUACAGAGUUUACAUGUGCACUUACUUCAUCUACUCCUGCAACAAAAAAGAAAAUGUUGAAAAAGGGAGCAUCUGCAUUGGAGGGUUCAAAGAAAACUGAUGUAGGGAGACCAACAACAACACUGAUCAUCUGUCCACUUUCUGUGUUAAGCAACUGGAUUGACCAAUUUGGACAACAUAUAAAAUCAGAUGUGCACUUGAAUUUUUAUGUUUAUUAUGGUCCUGAUCGUAUUAGAGACCCGGCUUUGCUUUCAAAACAGGAUAUUGUUUUGACUACUUACAAUAUUUUAACUCAUGACUAUGGAAUGAAAGGUGAUAGUCCAUUACAUAGCAUAAGGUGGCUAAGAGUGAUCCUGGAUGAAGGACAUGCCAUACGAAAUCCAAAUGCUCAGCAGACUAAAGCUGCACUUCAUUUAGAAGCAGAAAGAAAAUGGGUAUUGACAGGUACUCCAAUUCAGAAUUCUUUAAAGGACUUGUGGUCUCUUCUUUCCUUUUUAAAACUAAAACCAUUACUUGAUAGAGAGUGGUGGCAUAGAACAAUACAGCGACCUGUCACAAUGGGAGAUGAAGGAGGACUUAGGCGUUUACAGUCCCUAAUUAAAAAUAUUACACUUAGAAGAACCAAGACAAGCAAAGUUAAAGGAAAACCUGUUUUGGAGUUGCCAGAACGUAAAGUAUUUAUUCAGCAUAUUACACUUUCAGAUGAAGAGAGAAAGAUUUAUCAGUCUGUGAAAAAUGAAGGCAGAGACACUAUUGGAAGGUAUUUUAAUGAAGGGACUGUCCUUGCUCACUAUGCAGAUGUUCUGGGUCUUCUGCUCAGAUUGCGGCAGAUCUGUUGUCAUGCUCACCUUCUUACCAAUGCAGUGUCUUCUAGUGUUCCCUCAGCCUUUUCUCUAGGAAAUGAUACACCUGAAGAGCUACAAAAAAAGUUAAUAAGAAAGAUGAAGUUAAUUCUGAGCUCAGGUUCCGAUGAAGAAUGUGCAAUUUGCUUGGAUUCAUUAACAGUUCCUGUCAUAACACACUGUGCACACGUCUUCUGUAAACCCUGUAUUUGCCAAGUCAUCCAGAAUGAGCAGCCACAUGCUAAAUGCCCUUUAUGCAGAAAUGAUAUACAUGGAGACAAUUUAUUAGAGUGUCCUCCAGAAGAACUGACAUGUGAUACUGAGAAAAAGUCUAACAUGGAAUGGACAUCUAGCUCGAAGAUCAAUGCCCUAAUGCACGCAUUGAUUGACUUAAGAAAGAAGAACCCCAACAUAAAGAGUUUAGUUGUUUCUCAGUUUACAACGUUUCUGUCUUUAAUAGAAACACCACUCAGAGCCUCUGGAUUUGUGUUUACUCGUUUGGAUGGUUCAAUGGCCCAAAAGAAAAGAGUUGAAUCAAUUCAGUGUUUUCAAAACACUGAGGCAGGAUCUCCAACUAUAAUGCUUCUAUCCUUAAAAGCAGGUGGAGUUGGUUUGAAUCUUUCUGCAGCUUCUCGAGUGUUUUUAAUGGACCCAGCCUGGAAUCCAGCUGCUGAAGAUCAGUGCUUUGACAGAUGCCAUAGACUUGGCCAGAAGCAAGAAGUCAUCAUCACAAAAUUUAUUGUGAAGGACUCUGUUGAAGAAAAUAUGCUGAAAAUACAAAAUACAAAGAGAGAACUUGCAGCUGGAGCCUUUGGAACAAAAAAAACAAAUGCCAGUGAAGUGAAACAAGCUAAAAUUAAUGAAAUUAAAACUUUAAUUGAUUUAUAAUUUGUGGGAUUUUGGUAAGAUUGGUUUGAUCAGAUAUAUAGUUGUUUUAGAAAUGAGAAAAAUACAGUUUUAGAAAUGAGAUCUCAUGAAUAUAUCUUCUAGAAGGGGCAUGUUUUUUUUGUCAGUGAAGUAGUAUUACUGAUACAUAAUCUCUUCUAUAUAUGAACCUAUAUUUUAAUGAUAUUUCAAAUAGCAGUAAGUUCUGUUAUAUACUGUGGCCUAAAAGAAUUUUUUUGAGAAAAAAAGUUACUUUGUUAUUCAAGUUUUCAUAGUAUCUCUGCUGAGUAUUUUCAUAUAUCUUGCAAGUACUCAGCUUUUUCAUAUUUCAAAUAAGGUAAAACCUUUUAUACUUUUGACCAAAUAAAGAGUUAUUUUCUAUGUUGGACACA